GCUAGCCAAUCAGAGCCUGCAUGAGGCUGGACUCGGCGGAAGCGAACGCUAACUGGAGCUCCCUAUCUCACGGCUGCUUGGGUCGUAUGGACCGGUUUGGAUAUUCUAGCUCCAGCGAGGAGAGAGUGCAUGAACAUGAAUUGCUGUGGCCUCUUGUGUGCCUCAGGAUCGUCCCAAAGCACGUUUUCUGAGACGAGCAUCUUGCAGUCUUAGCAACCCGGGCAUCCGCAGGGUCAAAGGCCACAGCGUCAGCCUCCAGGGGCGGCCACUAACCCACAAGUCCCGAUGGGCCCAGCGGAGGGCACGGCGAGGCCAGGGCGCUUCUUCGGUGUCUACUUGCUCUACUGUCUGAACCCUCGGCACCGGGGCCGCGUCUACGUAGGGUUCACCGUAAAUCCUGCUCGCAGAGUUCAACAGCACAACGGGGGCCGCAAAAAAGGCGGGGCCUGGCGGACGAGUGGGCGAGGGCCCUGGGAGAUGGUGCUCAUCGUGCACGGCUUCCCGUGCGCCGUGGCCGCCCUUCGGUUCGAGUGGGCCUGGCAGCACCCGCACGCCUCCCGCCGCCUGGCGCACGUAGGGCGGCGCGCGCGCGGCGAGGCGUCCUUCGCGUUCCAUCUACGCGUGCUGGCGCACAUGCUACGCGCGCCGCCCUGGGCGCGCCUCCCGCUCACGCUGCGCUGGCUUCGCCCCGACUUCCGCCAGGAUCUUUGCCCGCUUCCACCUCCUCACGUGCCGCUGGCCUUCGGGCCGCCUCCACCGCGAGCCAGGAGGCGUGGAGCGGUUCCCAGUGCCGACCGGGAGCGGGACCGGGUCGCCGAGGCCCGCUGCACUUUGUGCGCCUGCGCUCUCCAGGAUGAAGAAGGCCCUCUGUGUUGCCCCCAUCCUGGCUGCCCUCUAAGGGCCCACGUGAUAUGCCUCGCAGAGGAAUUCCUUCAAGAGGAGCCAGGGCAACUUUUGCCCCUAGAGGGCCAAUGCCCUGGCUGUAAGAACUCACUGCUGUGGGGAGACCUGAUCUGGCUGCGCCAGACAGGAACUGAGGAGGAUGAGGAAGACUCGGAAUUAGAAGAGGAACACUGGACCGACAUGCUGGAGAACUGACCCCAGUGCCCCUGAACCCCCACUUCUUUUUUGUGCCACUGUUUUUUACUUGUGUACAAUAAAAAGCCUGAGUU
Molecule: messenger RNA, 1172 nt
Organism: Trichechus manatus latirostris (Florida manatee)
Lineage: Eukaryota; Metazoa; Chordata; Mammalia; Sirenia; Trichechidae
Gene: SLX1A
Product: SLX1 homolog A, structure-specific endonuclease subunit
Exons: 6
Coding region: 286-1098 (270 amino acids)
Biological process (GO): double-strand break repair via homologous recombination
Cellular component (GO): Slx1-Slx4 complex
Molecular function (GO): crossover junction DNA endonuclease activity; 5'-flap endonuclease activity
Source: RefSeq, a predicted model, not a curated record